AAAGUCAGCACAAGUGAGGUAUACAGUGCCGCAGUUAUCUACACUGGAGUCUAGUGCUCAAUAGAGAUCUUACCGCAUACAUGGAGAGGCUGACGCACAGCACAGAGAAGUUGCGGAAAAGGCACUGGAACACUUAUUCUAAUAAGAUUUAUAUAAUUUUUUUAACUUAGCCUAAACUACUUUCUUUGCACGUAUAUGUCUAGCUAAAUUAGAAAAAGCAACUACAAAAAGAAUGCUGCAAGUGAAGUUAUUGAUCAAGGAGGAACGCAUAAUUUUAGGCGAAGAUUAUAUAUGGACGUGAAUGUGUGGAUCUUUCAGUGCCGCGCGUAAACAGACUCGCGUGAAACUUGGAGACUCGUUUAUCUACCGAUUGUCAUGUCUGCUAUCCGAAGGAAAUUCGGUGAAGACUAUCAAGUGGUGAACACCAACCGGGGCAUGUCCUUUUCUGCCCCGGCCAAAAGAAAGCGCCAGCGGUUCGUGGAGAAAAACGGCCGCUGCAACGUCCAGCACGGUAACCUUGGCGGGGAGACCAGCAGGUACAUCUCCGACCUCUUCACCACGCUCGUGGACCUGAAGUGGCGCUGGAACCUGCUCAUUUUUCUCUUGACGUACACCGUCGCGUGGCUCAUUAUGGCAUCUAUGUGGUGGAUCAUCGCGUAUAUACGCGGAGACCUCGGCCAGGGCCACGACGAGUCGUACACCCCGUGCGUCGCAAACGUUUACAACUUUCCCUCCGCUUUCCUGUUCUUCAUUGAGACCGAGGCGACUAUAGGUUACGGGUUCCGAUACAUCACGGAGAAGUGCCCAGAGGGCAUCAUACUUUUCCUAUUCCAGUCCCUCUUAGGCUCGAUUGUGGACGCGUUUCUCAUCGGCUGUAUGUUCAUUAAGAUGUCCCAGCCCAAGAAACGCGCAGAGACGCUCAUGUUCAGCCAGGACGCAGUCAUCUCUCAACGGGACGGGAAGCUGUGCCUCAUGUUUAGGGUCGGGAAUCUCAGGAAUAGCCACAUGGUUUCUGCACAAAUCAGGUGCAAGCUUAUCAAGUCCCGUCAAACCCCUGAGGGUGAGUUUCUCCCACUGGAUCAGCGGGAAUUGGAUGUUGGAUUUGGAACAGGCGCUGACCAGCUCUUCCUUGUCUCACCACUCACAAUAUGCCAUGAGAUCAAUUCCAAGAGUCCAUUUUUCGACCUGUCCCAGCGCUCCCUCAUGAAUGAGCAGUUUGAGAUUGUUGUCAUCCUGGAAGGCAUAGUGGAAACCACAGGCAUGACGUGUCAGGCACGAACAUCUUACACAGAGGACGAGGUGCUGUGGGGUCACCGUUUCCUACCCGUCAUGUCGCUUGAGGAGGGAUUCUUUAGGGUCGAUUACUCACAGUUCCACAAUACGUUUGAGGUCCCCACUCCUCCAUACAGUGUGAAGGAACAGGAUGAGAAGUCCUCCUUACCCUCCCCUGGUCCUCUUCUCUCCCCAACAAUGCUUGAUAUACGUAGUCGCAGAGGACGGAUCUUCUCCUUAGAUGGGGUUCCCCAGGCAGAAGAACUCAUGUCCAAAUUACCCAGCAAGCUCCAGCGUAUGAGCUCCAAGAAUGGAAAAGAUGUCCUCAAAACUGGAAGUUCUCAGCCAACAGAAAAGUCCUUCAGCACGGGUGACUUGCCCCUCAGAGUGCAAAGGUUAGGAUCGCUGGUUGGUCAGGGGGAGGCUGAAAACCAGCUCCUUCUCAAAGCGCUAAAGAUGGGUCCAGAAGCCCACGCACAGUCGACCGGGGAACUGGAGUAUCACAGACUGCUUCCAGUACCCGCUCCAGUUCCCGGGCCCAACCUGAACCCAUUACCUGUGACCAGUGGACGGCCAGAGGACAACCUCCCCCCUAAAUUACGCAGAAUGAAUGCCGACCACUGAAUGACUGUCCCAUUGUAAACUCUUUGUCACACAGAGAUCAACACUGAGGUAUAGGAGGUUCUAGAUAAGGCUCUCAAAAUCAUUUAAUAAUUUAAAUCAUGUUUAUUUAAAAGGCACUAUACUGCGAUUAUUUUUCUCUCAAAGCCUAUGAAAGAGCUAGCCUUUGCAGAUUUUGCCCUCAACCACACUACCAGUCAAGUUUGGACACACUUCACAUAAUUUAAGUUUGUCAUGGUCUUAAAAACUUUUAAUUUAAAGCUUAAUGCUGAAAUUCUUAAAAUUUGUUUUGUAGACAAACCUACAUUGUGCAUAUGUACAAAUUUCUUUAAAUUUUCUUAACAACUUAAUUUUGAUUUAUUUAUUUAUUGGUCAUUUAUAUUUAGAAUUGAAUUGAAUUAGUUUUAUGGAUAUGUUGUAGUGCCCUGCAUACAUGGGAACUUCAACUUCUACUGUUUAAUAAGCAUCCUAGGUAGAUACCUCAUGAAGUUAGUUAAGAAAAUGCCAUAAUCUAGUGUGCAGAUCAGAAAUCUUGACAAAAAGACCACAAAAAGCCAAAAUAUUUUGUUUAACAUUUCUAGGUCACUACAUAAUUCCCAUACUUUAUUCUGUGUUAUUCAAUAGUUUUAAUGACUAAACUACUAUUCUAAAAAAAGCUGUAAUAGUGGCUAAUAUUAAUAGUUGAGACUGUCUCCAAAAUUUGACUGGUAGUGUACAUGAGCAUUAGCAGAUAUUCUGAAUUCAAUUUGAAUUCCAAUAAAUAUACUGUAUAAUCUAUAUAUUUAAAUAAUUUAUAUAAAUUAAGCACCUUUAUGGCAUUAUGAACACACAUUAUUCACAUAUAUUUCUUUGCUUAUUUAUACAAGAUAUUUAUCAAGUAUUUAUUUAGAGGAAUGUUUACUGAUAUACAGUAUACAGGCGUUACAUUUUAAGGCUUUUUUGUCACAUGUUUCACAGAUUAUUUUUGUUUUCAAAUGUCUCUGGGAUUGUUACAGUGGCCAACAAUGUGGGCACAAGAUUACAACUACUGUGCAGUUCAUCAACAUGGGACAAUUUUUAAAAAGUCUUAAUAAUUUCAUUAUUUAUUUCUAAACUACAAUACAAUAA
Xyrauchen texanus (razorback sucker) is the source of this 3000-nucleotide messenger RNA. Its product is annotated as G protein-activated inward rectifier potassium channel 1-like. The coding region runs from base 376 to 1896 and encodes 506 amino acids. The transcript has 3 exons. Gene Ontology annotation, molecular function: G-protein activated inward rectifier potassium channel activity. Lineage: Eukaryota; Metazoa; Chordata; Actinopteri; Cypriniformes; Catostomidae. Gene Ontology annotation, biological process: regulation of monoatomic ion transmembrane transport; potassium ion import across plasma membrane. Gene Ontology annotation, cellular component: plasma membrane. The record is from RefSeq and is a predicted model, not a curated record.